UCUAUAUCCGAACCAAAUUCCCUCCUUCCUUCUCCUCUACCCUCGUUUUCUGCUCUUUCUCUCUCUUCCCGCUUUUUUAAUCCUCUCUCUCACCUCCUCCUCCUCCUCCUCCUUCCCCAAAUCAGAUCUCUCACCCUCCGAUUCCUCCCCCGUCGAUUCCGUUUCUCACUCCAAUUCCGAUUCCAAUUCCUCUCUCUCUCCUGAACAAGCCCUCAAAGCUUCAAGAAGAGGGCUCGAUCGGUCCCCUGGGGGUUUUUCAACAAAUUGGUGAGCUUUCUGAGUUCAGAUGUCCACUUCGCAAGCUCCGAGCCAGCCGACGGACCAGAUCAUCCGGCAGACGCCGCCUUUGAAGAACCAACUGCCGUUCACGGCGUUGAAGCCGCCGUUUGGGGACUACCACAGGUUCUCGGCGGCCCCCGCGUUUGACCACAGGCAGAAGGAACCUGAGGCUAUCGUCGUCAAAUCGCCGCCAUUGAAGAGGAAGGGUGAAAUAGCAGAAUUUGAAGCUGAAUCGAGUGAGCGGAACCAUAACACUGGCUAUGCGGAAGCUGUUAGCAGUCCUUUUCAGACACCUGUAUCAAGGAAAGGGGGGAAGGCACAAAAAGUGCCAAGAAUGGCAAAGGGCAAUAGAACUGGAUCUCAAACUCCUUCAUCACAUGUUGGUUCUCCUUCUGGCAAUAAUCUUACUCCAGUUGGUCCCUGUCGAUAUGAUAGCUCUCUCGGUCUAUUGACAAAAAAGUUCAUCAAUCUGAUCAAACAUGCUGAAGAUGGUAUUCUUGAUCUAAAUAAAGCUGCUGACACGUUAGAGGUACAGAAGAGGAGGAUAUAUGAUAUAACCAAUGUCCUCGAAGGAAUUGGCCUUAUCGAAAAGAAACUCAAGAAUAGGAUUCAGUGGAAGGGAAUUGAUGUGUCAAGGCCAGGGGAGGUUGAGGAGAGUGUUUCAGCUAUACAGGAAGAAGUUGAAAACCUCUCUAUAGAGGAGUGCAGGCUAGAUGAACAAAUAAGAGAAAUGCAAGAAAGGUUGAGGGAGCUGAGUGAAAACGAGCACAAUCAGAGGUUGCUGUUUGUCACUGAAGAUGACAUCAAAAACUUACCCUGCUUCCAGAAUCAAACCCUUAUAGCAAUUAAAGCUCCACAUGGCACCACGCUAGAAGUCCCGGAUCCUGAUGAGGCAGUUGACUAUCCUCAGAGGAGAUACAGAGUAGUGCUUAGGAGCACCAUGGGUCCGGUAGAUGUUUACCUUGUCAGUCAAUUUGAGGAGAGAUUUGAAGAGAUCAAUGCUGUUGAGGCACCCCCAAGCAUUCCUCCAGCAUCAGGGCUAAUUGAAAACCCAGUUGCACCAGUGGUAACUGAAGAAAACAGACAAAGUAACGUAGAAAUGGAGGGACAAGAACCCCAUGGAACAUUCUCAGAUACACAUCCCUCGCCAGACUUCGUGAGUGGGAUCAUGAAGAUUGUUCCAGAAGUUGAAAGUGAUGCAGAUUACUGGCUUUUAUCAGAUGCUGCCGAUAUUAGCAUUACAGACAUGUGGAGUACAGAACCUGUUGUCGAAUGGAAUGACUUGGGUUCGCUUCAUGACCACUAUGCAAUGGCUAGUAUCAACACAACUCGUCCUCAAACUCCGCCCUCAAGUACAACAGAAGUGCCUUCCGCUGCUAAUAAUACUACAGGGUGAUGAAUGGGAUUUGCCAAUAAGUCUAAUCACGUAUGCUCGAGAAUGGUACCAGCUUUUUUGAGACAUUAUGUUCAAUCAUCUCUCCGUUAUCCCCAUUCAAGCCAACAGGUAGAGUUGAAGGCUCCAAGGGGUUUGGCCUCUCGAUGUUCCUACAAGUCCACGAACAAAGCUGGAUCACUAUACAGGGACGAUGGAGGUAACCAUGUUAUCAGAAGUUCCCCGUGUGUAUUCUUUUCUCUCUCGGCUUCUAUGUAAUGAUUAGGAUGUCGUGCAGUUUGUAGGGUUGGGCUUUGUAAAGUAAUGAGCUAGGUCGCUUCCACAUUUUAUAUAACCUUAUGCGAUUUGAUGUCUUGAUUUCCAUGCUAUGGUUUUCAUUCAUCUUUCAACUUAUUAGUAUAUCUUUUAAGUGUUUCAAUGAGCUUUCUACUCCAACGCAA
Molecule: messenger RNA, 2112 nt
Organism: Rhododendron vialii
Lineage: Eukaryota; Viridiplantae; Streptophyta; Magnoliopsida; Ericales; Ericaceae
Product: transcription factor E2FB
Exons: 14
Coding region: 287-1675 (462 amino acids)
Biological process (GO): regulation of transcription by RNA polymerase II
Cellular component (GO): RNA polymerase II transcription regulator complex
Molecular function (GO): DNA-binding transcription factor activity, RNA polymerase II-specific; RNA polymerase II cis-regulatory region sequence-specific DNA binding; protein dimerization activity
Source: RefSeq, a predicted model, not a curated record